Sciurus carolinensis (gray squirrel) is the source of this 575-nucleotide messenger RNA. RefSeq names its product chromosome 1 C1orf54 homolog (gene C1H1orf54). The transcript has 6 exons. The record is from RefSeq and is a predicted model, not a curated record. Lineage: Eukaryota; Metazoa; Chordata; Mammalia; Rodentia; Sciuridae. Bases 79 to 480 code for a protein of 133 amino acids.
GGGGGAGGCGGGGUAAGUUUGGUGGGAAACGGAGUAAUUUCCUCUUUUUACUUUCACGGCGAUAUUGCAAAAUUCAGAAUGGAUGUCCUCUUUGUAGCCAUCCUUGUUGUGCCACUUAUCCUAGGACAAGAAUAUGAAGAUGAAGAAGGACUGGCAGAAGAUGAUUAUUAUCAGGUGGCCUAUUAUUACACAGUCACCCCUAAUUAUGAUGACUUUAGUGCAAAUUUCACCAUUGAUUACUCCAUGUUUGAGUCAGAGGACAGGUUGAACAGGUUCGAUAAGGAGGUAACAACAGAAGCAGUGGAGUCUACCAUUAUUCUUGAAACAGAACGUGCAGACCAUCAGAAGCCCAUAACCGUGAAAACAGUAACAAUGGAAACACAAAAUCCAGAUCUGAAUGAUGCUGUGUCCAGCCUGCAGAGUCCUGUUUCCCUUCUCCUGUCAUGGGUCCUCCUUCAAGGGGGGAUGUAUUUCAUGUAAAGGUGAGAGAAGGCUGCUAUGACUCUUUGGAUGGGAGUUUGACAAGAAGAAAUUGGAAAAUAAAAUUAAAAAUGAAUGAAAUAAAUCUAGUCACU